AUGACAGGGUUAACAGUGAAACCCCCACCUCAAAUGCAAUCAUUUGGAAUUUUCCUCCGUGAGCCACCGCAAAAUGAGGUCACCAACGGCGAAAACCACCGGGACCCAUCACUGGUGACGAAGAAAACAAUCAAAAAGACACUGAUCAUGGAUGAAUCAUCGCUAGAAAACCCUGAUUUGGGUCCAUUUCUACUGAAGAUGGCACGAGAUACCAUAGCUUCUGGUGAGAAUCCAGGUAAGGCUUUGGAUUAUGCAAUUCGGGCAUCCAAAUCCUUUGAACGGGUUUCGGGUCCGGGUUUGGAUCUUGCCACGUGUCUACAUGUUGUGGCUGCGAUUUAUUGUAGUUUGGGGAAGUUGGAUGAGGCUAUUGAGGAAUUGGAACGGUCAAUUCUGUUGUUGGAUGUUGAAAAUGGGUCGGGUCAUGGUAUGGUGAAAUUUUCUGGGUAUAUGCAACUUGGUGAUACUUAUUCUAUGACUGGACGGUUGGAUAGAUCCAUUUUGUGUUAUGAGUCGGGUUUGAAGAUCCAAAUGGGUAUUUUGGGUAAGUCCGACCCGAGAGUUGCAGAAACUUGCAGAUACUUAGCUGAAGCUCAUGUUCAAGCCAUGCAAUUCGACGAUGCGGAGCACUUCUGCAAGAAGACACUUGAAAUUCAUAAGGAGCAUUGCUCACCCGCUUCACUCACCGAAGCAGCUGACAGGCGUCUCAUGGCCCUUAUCUGCGAAGCAAAGGGAGAUUAUGAAUCAGCACUCGAGCAUCUUGUCCUAGCCAGCAUGUCCAUGAUUGCUAACGGACAAGAUAACGAGGUUGCAGCUAUUGACGUUAGCAUCGGGGAUAUUUACUCGUCGCUGUGUCGUUUUGACGAAGCCGUUUUCUCCUAUCAGAAAGCACUGACAGUGUUCAAAUCCACCAAGGGUGAAAGUCACAUUUCUGUUGCCUUAGUGUUCAUUCGUCUCGCCGAUCUUUACUUCAAGACCGGAAAAUUAAGAGAGUCGACGUCUUAUUGUGAAAACGCGUUGAGAAUAUAUAGUAAGCCCUUGCCUGGAAUAACCGCCGGAGAGAUUGCGAGUGGCUUGACCGAAAUCUCGGCAAUCUACGAAGCUCUAAACGAACCCGAGGACGCGUUGAAGCUCUUGCAGAAGGCGGUGAAACUAUUAGACGGUAUCCCCGGACAAUAUAGGACAGUGGCGGGAAUAGAAGCUCAAAUGGGAGUACUGUUCUACAUGGUCGGGCGGCAUGUAGAAGCUUGGAAAUCUUUUGAUAACGCCGUCAUCAAACUGAGAGCCGGCGGGGAGAGAAAAUCUGCGUUUUUCGGAUUUGUGUUGAACCAGAUGGGUUUGGUAUGUGUUCAACUCUAUAAAAUAGAAGAAGCUGCUACACAUUUUGAAGAAGCUAGAGAGAUAUUAGAGAGGGAAUGUGGAAACUAUCACUUGGACACUCUUGGAGUGUAUAGCAACCUAGCUGCGACUUAUGAUGCAUUAGGAAGAGUUGAAGAUGCGAUUCAAAUAUUGGAAUACAUACUGAAAAUGCGAGAAGAAAAACUUGGAACUGCGAAUCCAGAUGUUGAUGAAGAAAAGAAAAGACUGUUUGAGCUAUUGAAAGAAGCGGGAAGAGUUCGAAGUAGAAAGGGAAAAUCUCUCGAAAACCUUAUCGAUUCAAACUCGUUGAAGAUGAAGAAGGAAGGAAGAAGAAGAUGGGGUGCAUUUAGUUUUAGAACUUAA
Molecule: messenger RNA, 1719 nt
Organism: Lathyrus sativus (Indian pea)
Lineage: Eukaryota; Viridiplantae; Streptophyta; Magnoliopsida; Fabales; Fabaceae
Source: the annotation of a GenBank genome assembly